AACCCGCACGUGUGAAGUCCAGCCAUUCAAUUCUUCUCGUCGGGUUACCUACCAUUCUUCAAUUCAUCUUCGAUAGCCACCAUUCGAAGGAAGGUCUGAAAAGAAAGUUUCGAAACAGUGCAAGGUGUUGAUUGUUAGUUAUGGCAUCAAAAAGCUCCCCAGAAGGAGAACAUUGUCUCUCGUUUGCAAAGAUCGCUGCUAUGGCCCCAUUCUCAAGAUUUCAAGUUAACGUAACAUCUAACGAAAAGAAUGGUUCACAGUCUCCUGAAGAGCCUCUACCCUCAGACUCACAAGGGUCGAAAGGGGUCCUGUCGAGCCAAGUGUUCCCAAAUAAGGACGAUGAGGUCAGCGCCAUCGAUAGAAGUCUCGAUAGCCUCUCGCGCACCGUACAAGAUGUUCAUAUCACAGAGAAGAAGGGUCAAGAGAGCCUCGACUUUCCCGCUGAAGUCCAAGAAAACGGGUCUCUGAAACGGGAAACUUCAUUCGAAGAUGAUCGUACGCAUCUGUCGAACUCGUCAACUAAACCGACAAGUUUCGACUCAAAGAGUAUGGCCUCGGUCACUACAUUCGCAAUGGACGAGAAAGACUCCUUGCGACCUGAUGACAGCGCCAGUGUCCAAGCUAUUGAUGAAGAGGAAUCCCUCUCUGGAAUAGCAUCUGGUGCACCGAACUCGCUGACUGGGUCUGAGUCAGGUGCUCGCGGGUUCAGAGAUAUACAGAGAGCUCGUGCAGUACUGCACUCCACAGGCCCUAUCUUCACUGAUGGUAGUCAGCGGCCAAAUGGUGCUAUAAUGCCGGACUCCAUGUCCAAUAAUUUCGUCAUCACCAACCAAGAAGCUUUUCGAAGUGGACAGCCCAUAUCCAUGCACCCAUUCCCUUUGGAACCGGACGAGAAACUCAUUGAGGCAAUGAAGUCCCCGAAAGAUCGUCUUUUGAUAUUGCAACUAGAGGAGAAAGUCAGACAUUUCAUUCAGCAUUCUAAGGAGCAAUCCCUAGAAUUACCACCUUCCAAUGCCUUCGGGCGACUGCUUGCCCAUAAAUUGGGCGAUUAUUACCAUCUAACUCAUUUCGUGGACAACAAUGUCACGUCAGUUCGACUUCAUCGGACCCCCUUUACUCGGCUGCCUACGCCCCUCUCUACCAUACACUCCGCGACAAACAACACCCCCCCGCCCCCUGCUAUGCCUGCCAUGAAAAUCAUGCGCCGUACUGAUAGUGAACGACCUUCUACCGAAGGAAGCGCGGCGGCGAGCUCCACUUUUGCUUCAAAAUCCGGAUCAGAAGCUGGCGACAGUGCAAACGAUGGCGAGCGUGGCGGCUCUUCAGCGGGAGCUACUCCGGCUAAGGACCGGUUGACACUCACUAGGGAGGAACGGGAGGCCAAGUAUCAAGAAGCUCGUGAACGGAUUUUCCGUGAUUUUCCAGAGGCAAAGUCGUCAGAAAGCACAAAUGGUGACCAAGGUACCGACAUGUCUCGCUCAAGCUCAACCAAUGGACGCAAAAAAGCACAGAGGCAAAAGACACCACACGAUGACAGCUUCGAGGUCAGGUCUCAGUUCAAUGUUUAUUAUCCUGGAAUGCAUUAUUCACAAGGCCCCGGGUCCUACACUGCGGCCAUGAACGACUCUUCGCUCCCUAGUCAGCCUUGUAUGGUGGGACCUGGUGUGAACCCUCCAGGCAUGGGUUAUACACAAAAUGGUCAAAACGGGGCCAUGUACCCUAGUCACGUCAACUUAGGCUCCAUGCCUCAUUAUUCAAUGCCUGUAUCUCCUCAAAUGACCCCGAGUGGCCCGUGGCAGAACGCAAUGGCACCUCAACAAUCUCCCUAUUCUGGAUAUGUCUCUAUCAACCAAUCACCGGCAAUGACGUCCACGAAAUCUUCCCCUGCUUUGAAUAGUUAUCCUGUGCCCAAUGCUGUACCGUUUCAGCACACGCCUCCAGGGUGGUCCUCCCCAUCAUUUCACGGGGGCUACCAACAAUCCGCGCAUAGGAAUCAACCCCCAAUGCCCUGGUCAAACUAUCCGUCUCAGCCGGUCAACCCUACAUCAUAUCCAUAUGCUCAAUAUCCCGGGCAACCUAUGAGUACAGGCAAUGUGGCUGUUCAUCCUUUGGCUGGGAACUUCAAUCGAUCCCCAUUCAACCCCCAGACACGCUCAUUUGUACCAGGCGGUACAUCCCUGGCACGGCAUCCAAGCAAGAGUGGGGGCCAUGGUAUGAAAUCAUACCCUACCAUGCAAGCUAGUGUUCAGCCCCAGUGGGCUGGGUAUCAAGAAACCAACAAGAAUCUUGAAGCAGCAGUGGCCGUGGCAACCAACGCUCCUCGUGGGCCAUCUGUGGGUGGUAGGGACUCUAUCGCAAAAUGGGGGACGCCGUCCCAUCUUCCACCCAAACCACCGCCGUCCGAAGUUCUUUCCGACUUUGAUUUGAAACAUCGAACUGGAGCCGCCACUACUCACCUUUACCCGGGAAACCCCCAUCCGAACAACAAGAGCGGUCCGCUCGUCGUUUCAGGGGGAGCGAGGGCUAACUAAACGAUCUGUUUUAUGGCUCUUGAUCAUGUACAGUUUUUCUGGCGUAUUUUACAGGCACACAGUUGAUGGGAAUCGGCGCGCGAACUCAAAGAUAGUGUUAUUGUUGGUUCGUGACUAUAUCUGGCAGAUAAAGUGUGCAAGCAAGACUAGUAGGAGGGUGCUGCUAUAUGCUGU
Molecule: messenger RNA, 2705 nt
Organism: Aspergillus alliaceus
Lineage: Eukaryota; Fungi; Ascomycota; Eurotiomycetes; Eurotiales; Aspergillaceae
Product: putative R3H domain protein
Exons: 4
Coding region: 141-2531 (796 amino acids)
Biological process (GO): galactose metabolic process
Molecular function (GO): nucleic acid binding
Source: RefSeq, a predicted model, not a curated record